This is a messenger RNA of Capsella rubella, 782 nucleotides long. RefSeq lists its product as uncharacterized. The record is from RefSeq and is a predicted model, not a curated record. The transcript has 2 exons. Bases 102 to 545 code for a protein of 147 amino acids. NCBI's taxonomy places the organism in Eukaryota, Viridiplantae, Streptophyta, Magnoliopsida, Brassicales, Brassicaceae.
GGGAGAAAGAGAGAUAAAUUAAACCAAACCUUUUUACAUACACACAAUAUAUAUAUAUAUAUAUAUCAUUACACAACAGAUUCUGCCUAAAAGAAAGAAACAUGACUACGAACUUAACGGCGAUCACCGAAUCAAAGCCUUCGGAGAUAGUAUUAGCGAGAUGCGAAUGUUGCUGUAUGACGGAGGAGUACACGGCGGAGUAUAUCGGAAGCGUAAGGAAUAUUUACGCGGGAAAGUUUAUCUGUGGUCUCUGUUCCGAAGCGGUAGAGUACGAGAUCAUGCGUUGUCGCGGUCGGAUCGGAGUCGACGAGGCUUUGGCCAUUCACAUGAACCUCUGCGGCGAGUUUGUUUCUUCGCCGUCUCCAAAGGUUGAUUUAAUAUCGGCGAUCGGAGAGAUGUUCAGGAGAAGGCUAAUUCUGAACUUGCCGAUGGUCGUGACGUCCGCAGCAACGGCGUCUCCGAGGAGUAUUCCUGAAGGUGGAGAGAUCUGUGCUGCGGCGGUGAUUGGUGGAAGCUGUUUAGCUGCUUUGUCCGGAGGUGCGUAGAAAUAGAAUGGAAUAUUCUUUUUCCGGCAAGGUAUCUAAUUAGAAAAGUGUGCGCGCGGGUGUGUGAUAAUUAGAGAAAGAUAUUGUUUUAUUCAAAAUUUCGAGAAAAUAAUAUAAAAUGAAAAUACAGCUGUAAAAUAAAAAAGGAAAUGUACAUUGAAAAUCAUUCGAGAAGAUUUUAUUUAGGUAUUGGUUUGACUGUAUAUAUUUUUCAUAACAUGACAAUGUCAAUUUCUU